UGUCCGUAGCCUGCGCUCUUCCUGACGCGUGUCCCGCCCUCCCCAGCUGUGCAUCGGGUCUGUACAGCUGGGAACGCACGUCGGGGAGUCUAGCCAUGUCCGCGGAGAGGGAGGCAGCCGAGGCGGCCACUGUGGCGGCGGCGGCUGAGGCCGGGGCGGGGACCGAGACCGGAGCCGGGGAGGGUGCGCCUUCGCAGCCCCCGACAGUGGAGGUGGCAAGCGACCCGCAGCCGCCACCGGCCCCCGAAGCGUCGGCCUCCGCCUCGGCGCCGCCGCUGCGCUGCCUGGUACUCACCGGCUUCGGUGGCUACGAUAAGGUGAAGCUGCAGAGCCGGCCGGCGGUGCCCCCUGCCCCGGGUCCCGGUCAGCUGACGCUGCGCGUGCGAGCCUGUGGGCUCAACUUCGCCGACCUCAUGGGCCGCCAGGGGCUGUACGACCGGCUGCCGCCUCUGCCGGUCACCCCCGGCAUGGAGGGCGCGGGCGUAGUGGUGGCCGUGGGCGAGGGUGUCGGCGACCGUAAGGCAGGGGAUCGAGUGAUGGUGUUGAACCGGUCAGGGAUGUGGCAGGAAGAAGUAACUGUGCCAUCAGCCCAGACUUUCCUGAUGCCUGAGGCCAUGACCUUUGAGGAAGCUGCUGCCUUGCUGGUCAAUUAUAUCACCGCCUACAUGGUUCUCUUUGACUUCGGCAACCUAAGACCCGGCCACAGCGUCUUGGUACACAUGGCUGCAGGUGGCGUGGGCAUGGCAGCCCUGCAGUUAUGCCGCACCGUGGAGAACGUGACAGUGUUUGGAACAGCCUCAGCCAGCAAGCACGAGGUGCUGAAGGAGAACGGGGUCACACACCCCAUCGACUACCACACGACUGACUAUGUGGACGAGAUCAAAAAGAUCUCCCCCAAAGGAGUAGAUAUUGUCAUGGACCCUCUUGGUGGGUCGGACACUGCCAAGGGCUACCACCUUCUCAAACCCAUGGGCAAAGUUGUCACUUAUGGAAUGGCCAACCUGCUGACGGGUCCCAAGCGGAACCUGAUGGCCAUGGCCCGCACCUGGUGGAAUCAGUUCAGUGUGACAGCUCUGCAGCUGCUGCAGGCCAACCGAGCUGUGUGUGGCUUCCACCUGGGGUACCUGGACGGUGAGGUGGAGCUCAUUAGCAGAGUGGUUACCCGCCUCCUGGCUCUGUACAAUCAGGGCCAUAUCAAACCCCGCAUUGACUCAGUCUGGCCCUUCGAGAAGGUGGCUGAUGCCAUGAGGCAGAUGCAGGAGAAGAAGAAUGUAGGCAAAGUCCUCCUGGUUCCUGGACCUGAAAAGGAGACCUAGGGCCAGCGGCUGAGGGCCCUGGAGAGCCGGAGGGAGAAGAUGGGAAGCCCUGUUGUAUUGCCCACCAGCCUCUCACAUUUCAUCCUGUCAUGAUGCUCUACCCUCCCUCUGUCCCCCAGAAAAGGUCUCUGCUGAUGACUGCCUCCCUGCUCUGAGCUUGCUCUUUGCUCAGGGCUCUCCUCCCCCUUCCUGCCCUCAGGAGAGGUUGGGAAGUGACCACUUGGAUGUCUGGGCCCUGCAAAGGGGACAGGGAGGGUCAGCAGGAGGCUGGCUGCUUCCUGCCCCUCACCCUCUCCCUGGGCCUGCCAUGCUGCUUUUGUGCCAAGGUUAGCCAGUCCCUCCCUGCCCUAUCCUGUGUGCUUCCACCUCAGCCUCAUCUUCCCUCCUGCCCCACCCCCACCCAAAGAAUCUUCGUGUCAGCUCAGGAUGUGGGGCUAAUCUGUGUGAGUGAGUCCAGCAUGUACCUGUGUCUCCUUAGUAUCCAUGCAACCCAGGCCGAAGAGGCCUGCCCCUGGAUUUGAUCAGUAUCAACCUUGUCUCCGGUCCCCAAUGUCGUAAGCACAAUUAGACUUCUGCCACCUCCAGUUUGCUGCCUCCUAUAGCAAGGGCAGGAAUCAGACAGACUCCCUAGCUCACGCUCUGGGAGGGGUACUGGGUACCCCACUCUUCACUGAGGUCUCUGGAUUUGUCUCAGUGCCUUAGCAUCGGAAAACCUGUGCUUGUGUGUGUGUGUAGGAGGCAGCCCUAUCUCUGGCUCCUUUUCCACCCUUCUCCCCAGUGCCUUCCUCGUCCUGGUGGAGCUGAGGCCUACUCCUCCCCAGUCCAACACUGCCAAAAAUCUGUGUAUGUGCCAGGGGUCGGGGGGUUAGGGGGCAGCUCUAGCCUCUGGGGAUCAAUUGCUUUUACUGUGGUCUGUGGCCUGUCCUGUCUCUGUCAGUGGUGGAGAAGAAAGAGGCAGUAAGAUGGACCAGCCAGAGUUCUGGGAGACACUGCUGGGUCUUAUUCUGGGACCAAAGUGAGAAUCCAAGCACAUUUCCUUUGCUAUCUAGGGAGGCUGCUGCCUUCCCAGAGCCUGGAGGCAGCUCUGCUGGUCAGCCCCAAACUUUGUUUACACUGAUGGGGGAGAAGGAGCUUGGGCAAGGGAAUUCCUGGGCUGGUUAAAAGGACCAGGGCUGCUGGAGCCAAAGUGGGGACCUUUGAGGCUAAGUGGGGGUCACUUGCUGUUUCUGAGCUUGGAUUACCGAGCUUACUCCAGCCACUGUCAGAGGGAGCGUGGAAGGAGGGAUCCAGCCUCUUGUCUAAUUGAGGCCUCCAUGUAGGAAGUGUGAUUUCUGCUUUUGUGUCCCCCACCCCCACCCCAUUACCACAGCUGCCUUUGUGUCUGUGUCAAUAAAAAGCCAAACCCUGAGUCCUGA
Messenger RNA from Arvicanthis niloticus (Nile rat), 2731 nucleotides. RefSeq names its product vesicle amine transport 1 (gene Vat1). Gene Ontology annotation, molecular function: zinc ion binding; oxidoreductase activity. NCBI's taxonomy places the organism in Eukaryota, Metazoa, Chordata, Mammalia, Rodentia, Muridae. The record is from RefSeq and is a predicted model, not a curated record. Gene Ontology annotation, biological process: negative regulation of mitochondrial fusion. Gene Ontology annotation, cellular component: mitochondrial outer membrane.